UCAUAUAAUUGUCUCAUAAUCUUCCCAAGCAAUAUGAAUGGAAUUCCUGACAAAGAGUACGAAAUAGAUGACGGUCUUUACACAAUAGAUGACGGUAUAACUCGAUUGUCUCCACCAACGCCCACUCCUCGUUCCUCUUACCAACAAGAACCUCCACCAUACAAGUCAACCAACAAAAGACGAUUGAUAAUAGAAAUCAUUAUGGCAGUGAUCAUAAUUGUCCUACUCAUUGUACUUUUGGUUAUGAUGAAUGCCGGAUCAGAGACGGAAAAGAUGCCACCACCCACACCAAAAAUUAGAUCUUGCAUGCACUUGAGAGAUAACGGGAAAACAGCAAGUGGAUUUUAUUACAUUAAACCUGAUGAUGAUUUCAAACCAAUUGAGACUUACUGCGAUAUGUCGACUGACGGAGGAGGGUGGACAUUGGUUGCCAGUGUACAUGAAAAAGAUAUAAUGGGCAAAUGUGAUAUUGAUGAUCGUUGGACAACCUUUUCAUCUGGCGAAUAUGUUGAAACCGCCUGGGCAAACAAAAAAGUGUUUGGUGAUGUCAUGAACUGCACUGAUGAUGAUUACAAAAAUUCUGCAUUUUUUUCUAUCAAAGCAAAGGACGUAAUGAUAUGGCACGUCCCGCCAGAACCAUCAAACGAAACGAUGGAAAUGAGAGCAACACUCCGAUACAGAACAACGGAUCAUUUUCUACACUCAACUGGUGGAAAUUUAAAAUCACUGUUUGGAGAGAGUUAUCCGCUGCAAUUUGAUGCUGUCUACCCAGAAAAACUAUUUAAAUUACAAGAUAAAACUGACAGUGUGGUUGAUGUUUUGGUUGAUCAUGCGACUCAAAUGAAAAACAAAAUACCAGAUUGGUUUUCAUACAACAAUAUGUAUCACUCUGGUGAGAGUAAUAGCAUGCAAGGCAGUAGCAACAGUUUGUUCAGAAUUUAUGGAAACAUGGUCUCGGUCAUCGUGGAAAAUCCUCCGCAAUACCGUACUGUUACAUAUAAAAAAAAAUUCCGAAUUGGUGAUUCAACGGCAAAUAGUGCCGAAACGGAGCCAUUCAUCUUUGCGUCGGCAUUUGAGAACAAAUUUGGAAGAAAGGAUUUUAAAAUACAGACAAACGCAUAUUUCGUCAAUGCCAAUCAAAUGACCAGCGUUAAAGGUAGUGUAACAAAAGGCAGCUUCCAAUUGGAUUAUCUAACAGCCAUAGCUUAUACCACAAGUACGGAUCCAGGGCUUGGUGAAUUUUUCUUUGUUGUUCACAGCGAAAAGUAUUGGAAUUCUGUAAAACCAACGGAGUUACAAAAAUCAUCACAAAAUCAAUAUUUCACAGGAGUUCAAUUCAGCGGAAAACCUUCAAAUGUCGUCAUAUGUUACCUUCUAUUGGCGAGGAAAAAUGGACAAAAAAUUGAAAAAUCACAUCUUGAUGAUCUGUCAAAUUAUAUUCUGGAUAUAUUCAUGCCGUUGAAGGAUUUAUUUACUCCGAAUAAAGCAGUUCAGAAUGGGCUGACCGCUCCGAUAACAUUCGAUAAAGGAAAUGAUACCGAUAUAAUGAAUAUGAUUCCGCCAAAUGUCAAAGAAUUUGUUGAACCUGGUUAUCUACAGUUUCGAGCUUAUGCUGAAAAUGGAUACCCAAAUGCCAUGUGCCUUGGAGUUAGGAUGAAAGUAAACUCACCUGAGCAUAUCUGCAUUGGAGGACUUGCAAACAACUUGCAUAAGUUUGGAACUUGCAGCGAUUUUACAGGCUGGGCAGGAAAGAGCAGCGAUACCAUAGAUAACGAUGAGGCAACCGGACAUGCCCAUUCGCAGGAGGAUAUCUCGUCAUCAAUAUUAAUUUUCUACCGUUAGAAAACAUUAAGGAAAAGACGAAAUUGUGAAAAACUGGAAUGUUAUAGGCAAAGAAUUGACAUAGGCAUCACUCAAACAUUGAAAUUUUCGUAAAUUUGUAAAACAUUUUAAUAAUAGAUAGAUAUUAUUUCGUUUGAAGGUAUAAUUGUUGUUGUUUUCGACGCUGUAUCCUGCUUUAAUGUGCAUGAUUUGGUGCAAAUAUAAAUAUACUGCUUCAAUGUAUAAUAGCAUCUUCCUAUUCAUUUUUUAAUAUGAAUUGAUGAGUUUCAUAGUAUAUCAUGAGUGAAUUUUGUUUUACAGAAUUUUAUUUAAUAUAACAGAAUGACUGAAAUCUUGUUUUCAUUACAUGUUAUGAUUUAAACAUUGUUGGCAAUCAAAAUUAUAAAAAAAAAACAGUAAAAAAUAUUUAUUUUUUUGAUAAAGUACUAGAUUCAGCUGGAACAGUGAAUGUGAAAUAACUAACGGUGUUGUGUCUUGUGUUUGGGCUUUGUUACUAAUAUAUAUUGAAGUCGCAAAUUUGAAGCUCCCGUCCCAAUGAAAAAUUUCGGAUAUUAGAGUUUCUAACUGCUAAGUUUUGUUUGAAAUGGACUGAAAUCGACUGGAGUUCAAUUACUUAAAAUUUUGUGUUUUGGGGGUUUAAUUGUGAACCGUCGG
Molecule: messenger RNA, 2496 nt
Organism: Styela clava
Lineage: Eukaryota; Metazoa; Chordata; Ascidiacea; Stolidobranchia; Styelidae
Source: RefSeq, a predicted model, not a curated record